Molecule: messenger RNA, 3983 nt
Organism: Haliotis rufescens (red abalone)
Lineage: Eukaryota; Metazoa; Mollusca; Gastropoda; Lepetellida; Haliotidae
Product: hormone-sensitive lipase-like
Exons: 9
Coding region: 157-2964 (935 amino acids)
Biological process (GO): triglyceride catabolic process; cholesterol metabolic process
Cellular component (GO): cytosol
Molecular function (GO): sterol ester esterase activity; triacylglycerol lipase activity
Source: RefSeq, a predicted model, not a curated record
GGCUGCUGACAGAAGUAAACAGUGUUUAUCAGCUGUCAAGUUUGUCACGGAGAAUUGAAGUAGUGGUGUGGCAGUCGCGUGCAUUUAACAACAGAUCAACACUGACAGGGAAUAACUGAGUCGGUGCAUAGAAGAAGACGAAGCAAUAAGAUUAAUAUGUCUCUAGAAAACGACAAUCCGGGGCGCCUGCUGUCUUCUCUGAUCAAGGAACUGAAAUCACUGGCUUUGAGCAAUAUUGAAUACUUUCAAAAUGGGAACCAAAGCCACCACGCUAAAUAUCACACAUCCUUUUGUCUCCUUUACGAAUAUUUAGACAUGGGUAUCGAACCUAACAUUGCUGGCUUGCUUCCAAGAUUGUCUGAUUUUGACGUUUCACCAGACUUAAAAGGAAACGGGUACCGGAGUUUGUUAAGGAUUGUGUAUAAAUGUUGUUUGCAUUUAGCCCAGUUGCUGAGGUAUAUUGUGGUGAAUAGAGAUUCUAUUUUGUUCAGAAGAGCUCACUACUGUAAAGAAGUUGAGGCAUAUGUCAGCACCAUCGGUCAGCUGAGAGCAUGUCUCUAUUAUGCCAACAAGCUCAUCAACUACUGUCAAGAUGGAAACCUGUUUGCAGAUGAGGAAAAUCUAAAUGAAAAUAUUGCAGAGCAGUUGAUGGAGGAAGUUGAGAUGUUGAACCAAGAUUGUUUUUAUGGCCGUUGUCUUGGAUUCCAGUUCUGCGACUCAAUGCAGCGUCCUCUUCAUGCUGUUGCUAUAGCGAUGGCAUCUUUCUCGGAGGGUUAUCAAGAAAACUCACAGGUGAUGCAGCUGGCCACCUCCCUCGUCAGCAGUGGGAAGUACUGGAUGAACCCGGAACUCCGCGCUCAACAGGUUGUUUACACAACACGAACAGCAGACGUCAGCUUUUGCAAAGCAUUCUGGGGGAUCACUGAAACUGAAAUAAUGAAGUCCUUGCCAUCGCUGGUGUGUCCACCUGUUCAGGUGAACGAGGUUAUCUCCCUUGGGCCAGAUUCCUUUGAAAUGCCAACAGAAGAUGGGUCUGACAUCGUGGUGAUCACACCCCCCUGCUCCCACACGGGUCCGGGGCAUGUGCAGGUCAGACUCAUCUCGUCACUGAUCCGGGAGGGGCAGGAAUGUCACCUGAAGCAGCCUCCGAAGUCCAAGAAUGGCCGUCCAGCGCCAAAGCUGGCCCCUAAAGCCCCCGGGCUGCUGGUACACUGUCAUGGCGGAGGAUUUGUAGCUCAGUCGUCCAAGUCACAUGAGGUGUACCUGCGCCACUGGGCCAAGGAGCUGAACGUGCCCAUCCUGUCCAUAGACUACUCCCUGGCCCCCGAGUUCCCCUUCCCCCGCGCCCUGGAGGAGUGCUUCUAUGCCUACGCAUGGGCCACACAGAACUGUGACAAGCUGGGUACAACAGGGGAGAGGAUCUGUGUGGGGGGAGACAGUGCUGGAGGGAACCUCAUGAUAUCCACAGCCAUGAGAGCCGCCGAGUUUGGCAUUCGGCGCCCAGAUGGCGUCAUGGCGGCGUACACCCCGGUGCUGGUGCGCUACACGCCGUCCCCGUCACGCCUGCUCUGCCUCAUGGACCCCCUGCUCCCAGUCGGCAUCCUGUCCAGGUGUCUCGCAGCCUAUGCCGGUGUGUCAGAUGAGCUGGCGUCCGGCCUGGCAAGCACAGUGUUUCCUGGUGACCAGGAAUCACUCAGUUCCAUCAAGCUCAAGUCCGAUGAGUCCACAGACACGGAGUGGGUCAUUAUCUCGCAGGAUGAGAAGGCAGCAAAGACCAAGGGUCCUGUGGUCCACUCCUCACAGAUGGACCAACUGACCCCAUCUCCAUGUACCGAUGGAAUGGAUCAUGUUAUAACUCAAAGUGAAGUGCUGGACUUGAACGAGGGAUCGGGAAUCGUAAUGGACUCCCCAUCACCGGACACAUUCUUCACCCCCGGGGAAGGCAAGGGGCAGGCAGGCUUCAAGGAUACGGCAGAGGUGUGUGGUGAGUCGUUGGAGGACAUUAGGCUGGACAGUCCAACACCAGUGUCGGAAGGACAGAGAAUCUGUAAGGAGAUUGCUGAUGUGUUAGCUGAAGACUCCACCCAACAGAUCAAUCAGUUGAAUCACGAUCAGGACUCUGAUACCUCUUCUGGUUAUGAAAUUCUGUUUGAUAAGAACCCACAGUCUGCUAAUGGACAGUUGGAACAAGCAGCAGCCUCAUCUCAAAAGGGAGAUAACUCCAAAUGCACUCCACAACAGGGAGAUAACUUAAUAUCAGAAAUUGAAAGCCCAAGUCAGCUUGUGAUACAGGCUCCUGUUUUGAAUCCUGACUUAAGGAUGAAGUCCACUCCAUCUGUGGACAGUGGCUGUCAUAUAGAGGAACAGACACCUCCACACCAGGAAGAACAGACACCCAGCACAGACAUGCCACAUUCUAACACUGACACCAAUACCGGAGAUACAUCUGACCAGCCUAGUAGUGGAGGAAGCUCCGCCCAGAACUCGCCAGCAGCCAUGCGAUCAAAGCUGCAUCUGAAUCUUAAAAAGACAUCCGAGUCGCCAGUCAAAACUUCCCGGCCUCACAUGCAUCGAUCUGCCUCAGCGGGCGUGUUCAAGACCACCAUGAACAAUCCGGGGUCCCCCACGGACUUCCUCCGGCACCGCCACACAGCCCAAAGCCCACUGCAUGCGAUACGGCGUCUACCUAUAGUGAAGAACCCCUACAUGUCUCCUCUCCUUGCCCCAGAUCACAUGCUGAAGGGGCUGCCUCAUCUCAGUCUGGUGUCAUGUCAUCUUGACCCUAUCCUCGAUGACUCUGUCAUGUUCACGAAGCGACUCAGGAAAUUGGGCAACUCUGUUGACCUUCACCUUGUGGACGACUUACCUCACGGAUUCCUCAACUUUGCCCUGGUUUGCAAGGAGGCAAGACAAGCAUCCGAAGUCUGUAUCUCCAAACUGCAGGACAUGUUGGCACCCAGAUAGACCACCGAAGUCUACAGGUAGAACACCGAACUGUACAGGUACGCCCCUGAAGUCUACAGGUAGACCACGGAAGUCUACAGGUAGAACACCGAACUGUACAGGUACGCCCCUGAAGUCUACAGGUAGACCAUGGAAGUCUACAGGUAUGUUUCUGGAGUCUACAAGGUACGUCACGGAAGUCUACAGGUGGAACACCGGAGUGUACAGGUAGACCACUGAAGUCUCCAGGUACAGGGGUUGUAUCACUGCUGUACCUGUCUGCAAGUGCUUCAUCUCAAAACUCAACUCAGCAACAGGAACAACGGUUGUCUUUGUCCUACAUGUAUAUUUUAUAUGAGAAAUGUUCAUGACAAAGUAGCAGAUGUGAUUAAUGUAAUAGUAGCCUGCCCGAAAUAUGUUGUGCACUGCAUUGUAGGAAUGAUCUCAUUUAUCGCCUAGGAAUAUUUGCUAUUGCAGGAUUUUUAGGAAAAAUGUGUUUCUGCGAUCAUAAUUAUGAAAUCUGAACUUACUUGACUAAUUGUACAUUUUGUGACUUUAUGCUGACAGAACUUAGUGGGGGAUAUAUGAUCCGGAAAAGCCUCAAUAAAUCUAAAUACUAUUAAGUGCUCAGUAUCUCAAGCUUAUUAAAAUUGUGUACAAUGAUCCUUGAAUAUUGUGUGAAAUGGAUGUUUGAUAAUUCACUGAUUGUAACUUUGUUAUCAAACCCAAUCUAAUGUUCACGUUGUUAUUCUGAAAAAAAAUCAUGAUUUGUGUUGCAAAUACAACAUGUACGUCCAUUAUUUAAAUUCUGUGUACAUGAUGUAAAUAUCUUAGAUUUGGAAAGGCAGUAUUAUGAUUGCAAGUGUAAAUCGUUUGCUUAAAAACCCUUGACCUUGAAAAGUUAAACACAAGUGAUAGUUUGUGAUGACGUGCUUACAUUACUGUUGAAUAGUGUCUUUACUGAAGAUGAUUUAUAUAGGGAUGGUAGAGAUGUUUCAGUUGUUGUAGGGGUGGGUGGACGGUAGAGAUGUUUCAGUUGU